AUGCCGGAAUCCACUUCCUUGAAGCUCAAACCUCUCCCGCCACUGCGACGUGACUCUCGCAACGAAUCUUUGAAUCCGAAGACAGAGGGAGACAAGUACGAGGAAGAUAACUCGUGCAAUCACGUCGAAGAUGAUUCCUUGUACAAUCAUGCGAGUUUUGAGGUGGGGCAGAUUGUGCCUCCACCGACGACAGCUCCCGUGAUUGAAAUCCCAACAAGCAGAAAACCUGCGUUCAGUCCCGUGCAUGCUGAAGCAGCGCUAGAUGGAGAGGAGUCCACCGAAGGCGACCAUGCUGCUGCUGCGCUUACCAAGAGUCAGAUUGCGAGGUUGCGGUGGACCAGGGCGCUAUGGUGGGCGACACAAGAGGCGCAAAGGUGUGCUAUGCUAUGCUAUGCUAUGCUAUGCUAUGCUAUGACGAGAUUCAAGAGUCUUCUCGUCAGGGGGAGGAAGGUGUCUCCCGAAGAUCCGUCCUCUCCUCCUCCUCGCCUGCAGAAGCGCUUCAGCACAGACUCGAGUGAUGGUUGGAUGAGCGGCAAGUUUGAGCAGCAACGAGACACGGCCUGGUCGACGGUCUAUUCCGAUGAUAUGGAGGAGAUGGAGGCUGUGUCAAGCAAGAAGGACGAUGUGGCAAGCGCUGAGAAGGAGAAGAAGAAGGCAAAGAGCGAACGAGAUGUGAAGAUUGAGAACUUUCUCGAGUCCAAGGGUGUCAUCUACCUCAACAUCAUCUGCACCAUGUGGAUCUUGUGCGGGGACGACGUCUACAUCCUCCUCAACCCUCCUCUCUUCCUCGAUCGCGCCAUCUUCUCUGUCAACUUCGCAUGCUUCUUCGUCUUCCUCGUAGACUUCCUCCUCCGCAUGCGGUGGGAACCCAAGUACCUCUCCUCCUUCUACUUCUGGCUUGACCUUAUCUCUCUUCUCUCCCUCCUCCCCGACGUUAUUUGGUUCAUGGUUGGCAUUGAUAUCCUCAACAUCGGCAAGAACGUCUCUGACCUUGCCAGGAGCGGUAGGGCUGCCAGCGCAGGCGCUCGAGUCGCGCGAAUUAUUCGUAUCCUUCAGCUCCUGAGCCGCAUCAACAGGCUGAGGAACAAGAGGAUUGGACAGUUUGACAACGAGCUCGGCGACAACUCAGUCUCCGAGCUGGCCAAGAAGCUGGACACGUACAUCUCGAUGCAUGUUGUCAUCUCAGUUGGUGUCACUCUUGUGCUCUCCUUCUCUCUCUCCGCCGCCUACUCCUUUAGGCCCUCCCAGUGCCUCCUCCUCGCCAUGCGAGGAUACAGCGCGACGCUGGCGCCAUGCGUGAGAAGAGGAGGGGCAGAGGUUGACGAGACGUGCUUGCAAGGUUGGAAGGCAACGAUGCUUCAAGAUCUGGUCACGAGCCUUGAUGUCAACGCAACGACUGGAACGCCUCUGAUAUACCUCGAACUGAGCAACAUUGUAUUGUAUGGGAAUGACAAGGAAUACCUCAACUAUCGGCAACGACCACGAUCAUGGUCAGAAAUUUCUUUCAGCGAUCUACCUCUUGGAGACGGUACGGGAGUGAUGCACGUUUCUAUCCUCAGUGACGUUCAGGAUACUGCGAUUGGGAACUUGCUGACAGUUCUGAGCAUCUUGAUGAUUAUUUGUCUUCUUGCUCUCACUCUCUCUGCCUCAAUGCGUCGAGAACUUGUCGGACCCAUGGCAAGAAUCGUUCACUCCCUGGAGCUUCUGAUGAAAGAUCCUCUGGGAAACCUCCACGACGUUCUCAAAGAGGAGAGAGCGUACGAGGUCGAAAACGCCAUCGUGAGGAUAGGAAACCUGCUGCAGCUCGGGUUCGGAGAGGCGGGAGCAAAAAUCAUCUCUGCGAGCAUGAAGGAUGGGAACAUGGACACAACAAAAGGAGGGAAAGUAGUGAACGCCAUCUUCGGCUUCUGCGACAUCAGAAACUUCACGGACUGCACUGAAGUUCUGAGAGCUGAUAUCGUCAAGCUCGUCAACGACGUGGCGAGGAUAGUGCAUACGGCAACCAAGGAGAACUUCGGGGCUCCGAACAAGAACAUUGGAGAUGCGUUCUUGCUGGUUUGGAAGCCCAAGGGGCAAGUGGCUGUUCACGAUGUCGCUGAUUCAGCACUGAAGAGUUACGUUCCAGACCUGUCAGGGUUGAGCAGCCUGACCCGGCUAGCCUUGUUCUGGAACAAGAUAACUGAGUUGCCGAGUUUGACUGCUCUCAACGAGCUCGCGGACCUUCAGCUGAGCAAGAAUCAGCUCUCAAUCCUCCCUGACCUCACUGGUCAAGAUCCCGAGAUGACAACGAAAGAGUUCUUCGAGUAUUUCGCCCCCUCCACCACCCAAAAGUUCCGGCAGGAGUGGAGGAAGGCGAUGAAGAACUACCUGGGGGAGGAGGGAGGCGCCAACGCUGACUGGCGGCAGGCCAGAAUUCACCUCCUCUCCUGCUUCCAGGAGAACCCCAGCGACGGCCCCACGCUUGCUCUGCUCAACGUCAUCAAGGAGGAGGGAAGGGCGGACGGCUCUGCCCCUGUCGGCUGGCAGGGCUACCGAGCGCUGACGGACAAGUGA
Guillardia theta CCMP2712 is the source of this 2553-nucleotide messenger RNA. RefSeq lists its product as hypothetical. Gene Ontology annotation, biological process: transmembrane transport; monoatomic ion transport. Gene Ontology annotation, cellular component: membrane. The record is from RefSeq and is a predicted model, not a curated record. The transcript has 12 exons. Lineage: Eukaryota; Cryptophyceae; Pyrenomonadales; Geminigeraceae. Gene Ontology annotation, molecular function: protein binding; monoatomic ion channel activity. The coding region runs from base 1 to 2553 and encodes 850 amino acids.